This is a messenger RNA of Anisakis simplex (herring worm), 366 nucleotides long. Lineage: Eukaryota; Metazoa; Nematoda; Chromadorea; Rhabditida; Anisakidae. The record is from the annotation of a GenBank genome assembly.
ACAGUGUUGUAUUUGUUCAGUUAUUUGGAUGGGGAAAGGGAAAAGUUUUUGUUGGAAUUGAAUAAGAGAUUGGCGUCACUGAUCAACCAAUCGCGAUUGAUGAUUUUUAUCAAAGGGGAACCCGAUGCACCCAAAUGUGGUUUCACCAGACAAUUGCUGGAGUUGUUAAAGGAUCUGAAGGCUGAUUUCUCGUCGUUUGACAUUUUGAGCGACGAAUCGGUACGUCAAGGUCUUAAAGAGUACAGCAAAUGGCCAACUUAUCCGCAGAUCUAUUUGGAUGGUGAGUUGCUCGGCGGUUUGGACGUGUUCCGUGAGGAGAUCUCAGAUAAAAGUUUUGUUGAGAAACUCCCAAAAAUCUCAUCGUAA